ACUAAUGGCACACGUACAAUCAGUUAGGUUUAGCCUGCUCCACAUUUGGAGAUCUGGUAAAUUGAAAGCGGCGUCAUAAGCGCUUGUUUGACAGUGUCCUCGAUGUGCAGUUUAUGUAAAGUUGGUCCCAUGAUAAUAGAAGCAACUUCAGGACAACAGAGCUGUGAUCUGUAAACAAAGAUUUCUGAACACAAAUCAGAAAGAUGGCCUUAGCUCUGGCUGACAGAGCUAUAGGUGCCAUUAUUGGAUCAGCUGUUGCAGAUGCAGCAGCACAGCCACUCCACUGGGUGUACGACCUGCAGAAGCUGAAAGGCUUAUUGGCCCAAGAUCCACAUCCCGAAUUCCGGCCUGAGUCUGCCAACCCGUUUUACAGGAGAGAGACUGGCAAGCAGAGCUGUUAUGGGGACCAGGCCUAUGUCCUGUUGGAGUCCUUGUCUGAAUGUGGAGGUCUUAAUGUUGAUGAUUUGAAGAAGCGCACAUUAAAAUUCUUUGGGCCUGGAUCCGAGUAUGACACGCCUGUCAAUGAUCCUUACAGAGAAAGAGGAGGGCCAAGACCUCAACUGCCCAUUGACGGACCAUGGAGACACGCAAGCUUAAAGAGCUUUUUGAAAAAUGUGGAUGCAGGCAAAGAGGAGACGGGUUGUGAGACAGACUGUCAGAUAGAUGGAAUAGCCAAAUUGGCUCCUGUUGUUGCUUUUUACGCCGGGAAGCCUGACAUGUUGGAGAAGGUGGAGGACGUCAUCCGUGUCACCCAGAACAAUGACGAGUGUGUGGCAGAGACACUUGCAGCAGCCAGGAUCUUGGAGCAUUAUAUUCUGAAUGGUGCUGAUGCUAAAGCUGUGGACACGGUGCUUGAUAAGCUCAGUGACCCCAACAGAAAGCAGCCCCAGGAUUUGGACAAAGCUGUGAUGGGUAUGGCAUAUUCAUCAGGUAAAAGACCAUUUAUCCAAGACUCCCCAGGAGUUGAUCCCCACUGUGUUUCCAAACACAUGAGGUUUGCCUGGUGCGUUCCAAGCAGCCCUGCAUGGGGUCCUGACAGCCAAGGGGUAUGUGGAGGCUAUCAGGGACACCAUGAGCUGUGGGGGAUGCACCUGUAGCAGAAGCUCAUUUAUAGGGGCCUGCCUUGGGGCUCAGAUUGGACUUACAGAAAUUCCAAUCUCCUGGAGGACAAAGACCCUUCAAUUCGACUCUCUGUUGGAGCAUGCAAAGAGGAUUGCUGAACGCAAUUAACAAUGUUUUAUCUCCCUAUUAAACUGUGUAACAUAUAAGAGUAUAUGUUGCCAGGGAACAUCUUGAGAAACUGUUGCGCUUCUACUGAACAGUAAAUGAAGGCCCCUGUCUUAAAGCCUGAGAAGCAGGAGCCAGAUGUAAUUGUUUCGGUUUAAGUAAAAUGUGUUUAUUGAGAUGCACAGUACUUAAAACUGAGUGUGUUGAUACAAAUAAAGUCAUCCUUAUGAUUGUAACAUC
Molecule: messenger RNA, 1467 nt
Organism: Lampris incognitus (smalleye Pacific opah)
Lineage: Eukaryota; Metazoa; Chordata; Actinopteri; Lampriformes; Lampridae
Product: crystallin J1A-like
Exons: 10
Coding region: 204-1097 (297 amino acids)
Source: RefSeq, a predicted model, not a curated record